GGAACCUGUGUUUAUAGAGUUUUUUUCCGGACGGUGCGUAUAACGCGGUUACACAAGUCGAUAUAUGUGGAUUACUGUGAUGCUGUGAAAUAUUGACACGCCCAGAUUGUUUUUCCUGGCCAAUGGGCUGACAGCGUGGGCGGAGCAAGAUGUUGAGUGACAUUCCUCGAGACGCCCUCCUCCGCCCUCUCACCCGGAAUGAGGUGGUGGGGAUGUUGGUGAGACUCACCAUCUUUGGAGCCGCAACAUAUUACAGCAUCAAAUGGGUGGUGGAUGCCUUCGAUCCGACACAAAAACAAAAAUCCCAAGCCAAGAAGCGGGCUGAGCGGCUGAUGAAGCAGAUAGGCGUAGAGGGUGUCAGUCUGACCGAGUAUGAAAUGAACAUCGCAACUCAUCUCGUCGAUCCUCGCAGCAUCAAAGUGACCUGGAGAGAUGUUGCUGGACUAGAUGAGAUCAUCUCAGAGCUGCAAGACACUGUGAUCUUGCCUUUCCAGAAACGUCACCUGUUUGGUGGAUCCAAACUCUUGCAACCUCCCAAAGGUGUACUAUUGUAUGGGCCACCGGGAUGUGGAAAGACUUUAAUUGCCAAAGCAACAGCGAAAGCAUCUGGAUGCCGCUUUAUUAAUCUCCAGGCCUCCACUUUGACUGACAAGUGGUACGGCGAAUCACAGAAGCUGACUGCUGCUGUGUUCUCACUGGCCGUUAAGAUUCAGCCCUGCAUCAUUUUCAUUGAUGAAAUAGAUUCAUUCCUGAGGACUCGUUCCAGUAUGGACCAUGAGGCCACCGCUAUGAUGAAAGCCCAGUUCAUGAGUCUGUGGGAUGGACUAGACACAAACUCAAGCAGCCAGGUAAUGGUGAUGGGGGCCACUAACAGACCACAGGAUGUGGACGCAGCAAUACUGCGCAGAAUGCCUACAACCUUUCACGUAGGCCUGCCUAAUGCAGCUCAAAGAGAAGAAAUCCUUAGACUCAUUCUGUCUGGAGAAAAUUUAAGUAACGCGAUUAACCUGAAGGAAAUAGCGGGUCAAACCGAGGGGUACUCCGGCAGUGAUCUGAAAGAGCUGUGCAGAGACGCCGCCAUGUACCGCGUUCGAGACUAUGUCCGCAAGCAGCAGAUGAAACAGAUCGCACAGCAGUUCCAGCUGGAUGAAGACGAGCAUGUGGACAGCACGCAGCUGAGGCCCGUGACUCAACUGGACCUGCUGUUUGGCCUAGAUAAGAUGAGCGAGUCCAAACAGGCCACAGCUAUAGCUGACCCAGCAAAUCUGAGAGAGGUGCCUCUGGACUGAAAACCUCUCGCUUUACACUCUCAUACACUCGUUUUCUCUCUCUCACACUUUUUUCUUUCUGCCUCGUCUUUUCCCUUUCCUUUUUAAAUUCUCCAUCUUUCAUAUUUCUGUUACAUCUCAAACCUUAGAAUUUGCACUAUAAUGAAUUUCAGUCAGAUACUCGAGACAGUAACUAUGUGCAUAUUUAUAAUAAUAAUAAUAGACACACUAAAUGGAGUUUCCUUAGUCUUCCGUAUUAAAUUAUUGUUUUAAUUAUCUCUGCCAUGUCAUCUGUUGUGUGCAUAUUGUUCAGAAGCGAAUGUCGAACCACUUUUUUGGUAAAGAGAGAGAGGAAUAUGAACUUUGCUAUGUCUGUAAAUGUUUUAGUAACCAGGACCAGGUUUCCUGAAACACUGAGUUUUAUCUAAUUGUCUUAUUAGGAUGCAUGAGUGUUACUCUGAAGUUAAACUGAAUGGUGCAUGUGUGACCUUCGUCAACACCAGUUUAGCCAUGAUAAAAAUCAUUUGUGUCAGGAGCAUGUCUGGGUCAUAUUCAACCCAAAAUCAAAAGAAAAAAAAAAUAUGCAUAAAAAAUGAGGCCAUA
Molecule: messenger RNA, 1871 nt
Organism: Onychostoma macrolepis
Lineage: Eukaryota; Metazoa; Chordata; Actinopteri; Cypriniformes; Cyprinidae
Gene: atad1a
Product: ATPase family AAA domain containing 1a
Exons: 10
Coding region: 150-1289 (379 amino acids)
Cellular component (GO): mitochondrial outer membrane
Molecular function (GO): ATP hydrolysis activity; ATP binding
Source: RefSeq, a predicted model, not a curated record